Molecule: messenger RNA, 3084 nt
Organism: Heterobilharzia americana
Lineage: Eukaryota; Metazoa; Platyhelminthes; Trematoda; Strigeidida; Schistosomatidae
Source: the annotation of a GenBank genome assembly
AUGAAACUUGAAAGACUGAGCAACUGUCCUAAAGAUUCGCAGCUUUCUGCUGCCGGGUAUCCUGCACUGAAUGUAGGCUAUGCCCUUCAGAAGACCUUCGAAGGUCACUCCGGAAGGUCGCCUCGGUUGACGUCCUUGUGGUCGAUUGUUAUUCUACAUCUUUUGGAGAUUACUCAUGGGUUGGAUGAAACAAUGGCAACAUCUGAGGUCACGAGUCCUACAGACAUUCAAGAUUUAAAGGAUGAAAGUCUAAAAGCUACUGUGGCUUUAGACAAACUUAUUAUGGGAGUAACUCCGAAGUCUGCGGUCCCAGUGUCUGCUAGUGAUGAUCAUGACCCUUCAACAACUUACGUAACAAUACAUCUUCCUGAUGGAACACAGGGAUCAACUUUGAGUCAGCAAAAGCUGCAAGAACUUAUUAUGCACUUAUCUCAGUCUGGCCAGAUCCAGCUAAGGGAAGACAGCAAAAUAGUUAUUGACCUUAAAUUCACCGGUAAAUCAGGCAGCCAAACAGUUCAACCAAAACUGGAAAAUCCUUCGUUGCAACAGUCUUCCGUAUCCAGUUGUACUGCGUCACAAAUACAAACCAUAGCCGCAAGCAACCCUCAUCGUGUGUUACAUGUGGGUAGCCCGAGUUUGGAUGGAGUUCAGAUGGUGCGCACUAUACCAUCUUUUGUUGGUUCUAAUACUCAGAUAAUUUCAUUUCCAACAGUUGCAACAAACCAGUCUGUUGCAAUUCAAUCCACCAAUCCUAGACAGCAAAUUCAGCAGCAACCUACAUACAUUUUAGUUCCAGCAGCUCAACUAGCAAGUGGUGGAGAAAACCAAGUAUAUGCAAGUACACCCAUACGUGCUGGAUCAUCAGGGCCUACAAUACUUCGUACUUCUGGAUUAUCUAUUAACCCUAAUUCUGCAGUAAAUACAAAUACUGUUAAUUUAGGUUCAUCAGAUCGAAGCAUUAUUCUACUUCAGCAACCAGUUGCUGGGACUAGUAUUCAUGUUGGCUCUACAAAUACAAUUGUUUCUGGUUCCGGUGGUGGGAGUGGAACUACCCUAGUUCCUUUAAGACAAUUAAAUGUUUCUGGAGGUGGAAAUAGUUUAGUAUCGAGUGGUACAACUUUGGUCAGUACAGGUUCAAAUCGUUUAAUUGGUUCCAAUGUUGGUGUUGAAUUAUUCUCAAAUACUAACUCUGUUGGAUCACGAGUAUCUCAAGGUCAAACUAGUUCAUCAGUUGGCAUAGUAGCGAUAUCAGCGAGUGCAGGUGUGUCCGGUUCUUCAUCCUCAGGAACUGCUCAGCGUGAAUCAACUUGGCAACAAUACGUUAAACAGUUUACUAAAUUAGGCCCUUGUCCAGUAUGUGGAGAUAAAAUUUCCGGUUAUCAUUAUGGUAUAUUCUGUUGUGAAUCGUGUAAAGGCUUUUUUAAGCGUACUGUUCAAAAUGCUAAACGAUAUGCUUGUCAUCGUCCUAAUACUUCUUCUCGGUGUGAAAUAAAUGUGGCUUCACGUAAAAAGUGUCCAGCAUGUCGUUUCUUAAAAUGUGUUGACAAAGGAAUGCGUAUUGAAGCUAUUCGUUCAGAUCGUACACGUGGAGGGCGUAGCAUGUAUCCUGGCUCACGUUACUUACGACAGAUUGCUGCACGGGUCAGCGGUGGUCGUUCUAGUACUGGUUUAGGUAUUUCUAAUUCAUCCAUGGAAUUUUCUGCUUCAGAUAUCGAUGGAAAUAUGCUAAGUGGAUUAACAGAUCAAAGUCUAAUGUCAGAUGAUGCAGAUCAACUUUCUUGUUCUGUUGUUGGUUUAGCUGCACAUACACUGGGUCCUGAUGGUUUACCAGCUUCAGAAGAUGCUGGUGGUGGUGUUUAUUUGGAUCCUGGUGUUCUUGGUACACAUGAUAAUGAUGAUGAAGAGAUUGAUUCUGGGAGUUUACGUGUUGAACCAAGCAUUCUAGAAUGUGGAAAUGGGAUUGUUGGUGGUACAAAUAUUUCAGCAGCUGUCGUUUCUCCAUAUAUGGGUAGACAAGUCAUUAUAAGUGGUCUAAAUGAAUCAGUAUCACGUGCUAGGGAACAGCUCCCAAAGAUUAUUCGUGAUAUUCUUCUAGUAGAAGAGACUAUAGAAGGAGAACCAGAAGAUGCAUUAGAAAUUGAUGCAGCAGUUACUUCAGAAACUUCUACACCUGAAGGUAUUUCAGAUGAUGAAGCUGCUGUAUAUCGUGCAUUAUUAAAUUUAGCAGAUCAACGUUUAUAUCGAACUGUUCGUUGGUCUCGUGCCCUUCCAGAUUUUUCAUUACUUGAUACAGAUGACCAAAUACUUUUAAUUCAAAAUUGUUGGGCUGAUUUAUUAUGUCUUGAUUGUUGUUGGCGAUCUUUACCUACUCCUUCAGAAAUUCGCUUGACAUCAAGUAAAUGUAUCAAUCUUGAGGCUGCACGUGAAAUGGGCGCAGAAGAAAUAGUGGAAAGAAUUCUACAGUUAACUCAAUCUCUGACAAGAUUGCAACUAGAUGUUGUAGAGUACGCAUGUCUGAAAGUCAUUGUUCUCAUGCAACCUGAUUUGAGCAAUUUGAAAGCAAGUUCACAGGUACGAUCUUAUCAAGAAUCUGUCCGUCGAUUAUUAAUGGAUUAUGUGACUAAAUCAUCACCUGAUAUUAAUGAUAAAUUCAAUAAAUUGAUUAAUCGUAUUCCUGAACUACGUAAAACAAGUCAAGCUGCUCGUUUAAUGCUUGUCGAUUUAGAUUUAUCCGCUUACCUAUCGACUAACUCUCUUUUAAUGGAGUUGUUACGCAGUGAUAGUCAACGUUAUACACCAAAUCAUGGAAGUAAUAAUUCAGAGGAGUCUACAGCUACAACUGCUUUACAAGGAUCAGCAAAUUCCUCUGCAAAAACAGUUUCAAUCACUUUAGGAUCUGAAUCUGCUGAAGAUCAAGAGGAUGAUACAGUUGUAUUAGUGCAAUCCGAUAGUGUCAAUGAUUUAUUAUCAAUGCCAAAAAGUAGUAAUACUAUGCCAAGUGUAACAGAAAGCAGGCUAAGUGAAACAAUCAACAGAAGUAAUAACUCACACACUAGUUCCCAUGUUAACAUUAUGUCUAAAUAG